AUGUACACUGCAGAACGAAGAUAUAAUUCUACUGUAAACUGGGUAUGCAGUAAAAAUAGUUGCCAUAUACUGCGCUGUCCGGCGCGUUGUGUGACCGCUGGACAGAAUAGCAUUAAAUUAAGUCGUAGAUCUCAUAAUCAUUCGCCAACUCGUUGAAGAAAGUGUUUUGACUUCUAAUUAUCUAAAUAUAUUGUUCCUUUCCAGUAAA
Anastrepha obliqua is the source of this 208-nucleotide messenger RNA. RefSeq lists its product as uncharacterized. The record is from RefSeq and is a predicted model, not a curated record. NCBI's taxonomy places the organism in Eukaryota, Metazoa, Arthropoda, Insecta, Diptera, Tephritidae. The transcript has a single exon. Bases 1 to 156 code for a protein of 51 amino acids.